AUGUACAGAGUGGUUCAGGCGUCUUGGUUCUUCAGCAAGAAGCUGGUCUUCCGUUGCUUCACACCACGAGCUUCCCGUUUUGAAAGGACCCUCGCAUGUUCGAUAGGGAGGUGUUUUGGAGAGGAGGCUUCAAAGCAUAACAGCGUCGGCAAGGGACGGUCUAACUUCCGUGGCGGCUGGGUCCUUUGCCACUUUUGUGAACAUGCAUUUACUUCUGCUCAACCCAGUGAUUUCGUGAGCCUCCCUUGGUUCGAAUGA
This is a messenger RNA of Prunus armeniaca (apricot), 258 nucleotides long. The record is from the annotation of a GenBank genome assembly. Lineage: Eukaryota; Viridiplantae; Streptophyta; Magnoliopsida; Rosales; Rosaceae.